UUCUGACAUAUGAAUUUGAUUAAUCCUUGUAACAGCACUCGGCUGAUUUGCUUGCGGCACAAUUUAGCUCACUGAUGACACGUGAGGGAUGUCAUAUGGAAGAUCAUUUACAAAUAAAACCCACACGUAUGAGUUUUAUGUCAAGCGGCCCACCUAGUAGUGGAGUUUCACCAAAUAAUAAUUCAGGAGCUGAUAUGCAGCAGUAUGCCGAAGCAGUUUCUGGUCAGGCAAUAUCCAACGAAGUUGCAAAGCCAAGUAAUGGUUUAAAUUCAUCACAGAAUCUUCUAGCAAGCACCAGGAUGCUUCCUCCUGGAAACCCUCAUGCUGUACAGAUGUCUCAAGGACUCAUGUCCGGAGUUUCAAUGCCUCUGAGGCCACAGCAGCUUGACCCACAACAAUCAGUUCAGUCACAGCAACCACAGCAACAACAGCAACCUCCAAACCAUCACCCCUUGAUGCAGCAGCCACAACAACAGUUUCAGAGAUCAAUAAUGCUUGGGCCAAAUUCAGUCUCAAACUUGAAUGCAAACAUGCAAUUGGGUAUGGUCAACAACAAACCGUCAGCCGUCCAACUUCAGAUGUUGCAGCCACAACAGCAACAGCAACAACAACAACAGACACAAAUGCAAAGGAAACUGAUGAUGGGACUUAGCCCUACUGUAGGUAUGGGAAACAUGGGAAAUAACAUGGUUGGGCUUGGAGGCUUGAGCAAUGCUAUGAGUAUGGGAAGUGCAAGGGGAUUAGGAGGAACGGGAAUGUCAGCACCCAUGGCCUCAAUAUCUAGUAUGGGUAAUGUGGCUCCAAAUUCUAUGAAUCUUAACCAAGCAGCAAACAUCAGCAAUGUUAUUAGCCAGCAACUUCGAUCUGGAAAAAUAACUCCACAACAAGCAGCAUUAAUGGCAUCAAAACUCAAGAGUCAAAGAAUUUUGGGGCCCCCUCAAUCUAGCAUAGCUGUUGUUUCACCAUCUCAAGUUGGCUCACCCUCAACCAUGGAGAUAACACAGUUAACGGGAAUGUCAGCACCAAUGGCCCCAAUAUCUAGUAUGGGUAAUGUGGCUCCAAAUUCUAUGAAUCUUAGCCAAGCAGCAAACAUCAGCAAGCAACUCCGAUAUGGAAAAAUAACUCCAUGUUGA
Messenger RNA from Pistacia vera, 1133 nucleotides. RefSeq names its product protein PHYTOCHROME-DEPENDENT LATE-FLOWERING-like. The transcript is spliced from 4 exons. Gene Ontology annotation, molecular function: transcription coregulator activity. Bases 75 to 1133 code for a protein of 352 amino acids. Gene Ontology annotation, biological process: regulation of transcription by RNA polymerase II. Gene Ontology annotation, cellular component: SAGA complex. NCBI's taxonomy places the organism in Eukaryota, Viridiplantae, Streptophyta, Magnoliopsida, Sapindales, Anacardiaceae. The record is from RefSeq and is a predicted model, not a curated record.